This is a messenger RNA of Gracilinanus agilis (Agile Gracile Mouse Opossum), 1175 nucleotides long. RefSeq names its product lactamase beta 2 (gene LACTB2). NCBI's taxonomy places the organism in Eukaryota, Metazoa, Chordata, Mammalia, Didelphimorphia, Didelphidae. The transcript has 7 exons. Gene Ontology annotation, molecular function: single-stranded RNA binding; RNA endonuclease activity. The coding region runs from base 38 to 904 and encodes 288 amino acids. Gene Ontology annotation, cellular component: mitochondrial matrix. The record is from RefSeq and is a predicted model, not a curated record.
CUGGUCUCGGGUCCCCAGAGCUUAUCCGAGGGACGAGAUGACGGCGAUAAUACCACGGAUCGAGCAGCUGUCCUCCCGGGUGGUGCGUGUCCUGGGAUGUAACCCAGGACCCAUGACGCUCCAGGGCACCAACACCUACCUGGUGGGGACCGGCCCCAGGAGAAUUCUUAUUGAUACUGGCGAACCAUCAAUUCCAGAGUAUAUCAACUGCUUAAAACAAGCACUGGCUCAAUUUAACACAUCAAUCCAAGAAAUUAUAGUGACUCACUGGCACCAAGAUCAUACUGGAGGCAUAGCAGACAUAUGUAAUAGCAUCAAUUCAGGCACUGAAUAUUGCAUUAAAAAGCUUCCACGCAAUCCAUUCAAGGAAGAAUUUAUAAGAAAUAAAGAACAAAAAUAUGUUUAUCUGAAUGAUGGAGAUGUGAUUAAAACAGAAGGGGCCACUCUCAGAAUUCUCUACACACCUGGACACACUGAUGAUCAUAUGGCUCUCCUCUUAGAAGAGGAAAAUGCAAUCUUUUCUGGAGACUGCAUUCUAGGAGAAGGAUCAACAAUAUUUGAAGAUCUAUAUGAGUACAUGAAGUCCUUAGAAAAGCUAUUAAAUAUUAAAGCUGAUUUGAUAUAUCCAGGACAUGGACCAGUCAUCUAUAAUGCUGAAGCUAAAAUUCGAGAAUACAUUUCUCACAGAAAUGCACGAGAACGUCAAAUUCUUAAUUUUUUUAACGAUAAUGUUGGAGAGUUAUUUACUGAAAUGGAGCUUGUAAGGAUUAUUUAUAAGAACACUCCUGAGCAUUUAUAUAAAGCAGCUAAACGUAACCUCUCCCUUCAUUUGCACAAAUUAGAAAAAGAUGGAAAAGUAUCAAGCCAAAUGACUCCUGAAAAGAAAUGGAAAGCCAAUCUCUAAUUUUAUGCCAAUAAAUAAAGAAUAUGAAAUCUUUAUUGAGAUGUAUGCUAUAGAAUAUGGAAAAAGAAACUAGCUGCAAAUAAUUACUUUUGCUCCAUUAUCAGAAAAAUAAGAAUUUUAUAAUCUACAGGGUAUAGAUUAUAAUUAUAAUACAUCUAACUUUGUUAAUUUCAAGACUUUAUGAAUAGAUUGUAAUAAUUUGUGAGUUCUUAAAGGACUAAUUAAGACUGCUGUACUUUAAAAUUAAUAAAAAAGUUUAUUUUGAACAGUC